AUGCAACCACCAAAAAUGUUUAGAAACGUGUCUUCACUUUCGGUAAGCUUCGAAGAUUUAAAACCAACUUCGAGUAAAUCAUCAGCUAGACCUCCAACUAAAUUUUCCACUAUCCCACCUAAUUUCUCGAAUCCUUCAUUUAUUGAUGAUGAUAAAGAGAAUAUAUUACCAAUUAAUGAUUUAAACUCCAUAUUAUCAAUACGUAUGAUGAGAAAACCAAAAUUACCAUUUGAUUUUGAUAGAACUACUUCAUCGUCUACCUCAUGUGAAUUAAAAUUGAAGAAAUUAAUGAUGGAAGAUGAAAAUUAUGAUUUUGUUUUGAAUCCAUGUUGUGAUAAAUUAGAUUGUAAAUUUGUCAAGAAUGCGAUAAUGAAAGAAAGAAAAUUUUCAAAUCAUUUCCAAAGUUGUACUGCAUCAAUUGAAUCUAUUGAUUCUGAAUUAGAACAAGAACAGGAACCAAUUUACCCAAAUGAAAGUUUAGUAUUUGCACCAAUGAGAACAAAAUCUAUUGAAAGAAUGAUCGCCCCGAUGAAUGUGAAAAAUCAAUUACCAGCUGAUAAAUCUGAUAAAUGUAUUGACUAA
This is a messenger RNA of Lodderomyces jiufengensis, 582 nucleotides long. RefSeq lists its product as uncharacterized. NCBI's taxonomy places the organism in Eukaryota, Fungi, Ascomycota, Pichiomycetes, Serinales, Debaryomycetaceae. The transcript has a single exon. The coding region runs from base 1 to 582 and encodes 193 amino acids. The record is from RefSeq and is a predicted model, not a curated record.